AUGACCUCCAAGUCAAGAUUAUCAUUACUUAUGGUAAUGUUGGUCUGUCUCAUUACCAUGUUGGCAAUCCCAAAGGGUAUGGCCAAUGAAGGUAUUUCAGCAGAAGACCAAUCAAUUAUCAAGAGUCAAGGUGAAACUCACGAAUUCCAAGCUGAAGUCAACAAGUUGAUGAACAUCAUUAUCAACUCUUUGUAUUCAAAGAAGGAGAUUUUCCUUCGUGAAUUGAUUUCCAAUUCUGCCGAUGCUUUGGAUAAGAUUAGAUUCCUUGCUCUCACCAACCCAGCUUUAUUGGGUGAAGGUGAACAAGCCAAUUUAGAUAUCAAGAUCCAAGUUGACAAGGAAAACCAUUUCCUCCAUAUUACCGAUAAGGGUAUUGGUAUGACCAAGGCUGAUUUGAUCAAGAACUUGGGUACUAUUGCUCAAUCUGGAACCAAGGAAUUCAUCCAAAAGCUCACUGAAUCUGCCGAUUCAAAGGGUUCAUCAAACUUGAUUGGUCAAUUUGGUGUUGGUUUCUAUUCACUCUUUUUGGUUGCCGACUAUGUAGUCGUCACUUCAAAGAACAAUGAAGAUGAUCAAUAUGUUUGGACUUCAACAUCUGAUAGUUCAUUCUCUAUUAUGAAGGAUCCAAAGGGUAACACUCUUGGUAGAGGUACUAGAAUCUCACUUCAUAUCAAGGAUGAUUCACUUGAAUUCUUGGAACAAAGCACUAUUGAAGAAUUGGUUAAAAAGUACUCCCAAUUUAUCAAUUUCCCAAUCUAUUUGUACUCUUCAAAGGAAGUUGAUGCUCCAGAAGAAGAACAAGUAGAAACUCCAAUUGAAGAACAAGAGGAUGAUGAAGUAAAGGUUGGAGAAGAAGAAGAAGAAGAAGACGAACAAGAAGAUGAACAAGAAGAAGAGAAACCAAAGGAAAAGAAAAAGAUUACCGAAUGGACAUGGGAAAAGUUAAAUAAUAACAAGCCACUCUGGAUGCGUUCACCAAAGGAAGUUGAAAAGGAAGAGUAUACUGAAUUCUACCAAGCCCUCAACAAGCGUACCGACUCGCCACUCGCCUACUCUCACUUUGUCGCCGAAGGAGAUACCGAGUUCCGUGCCAUGCUCUUUAUUCCAAAGGACCCACCACAAAACAUGUUUGACCCAGAGGCUGUCCUCAACGGUGUCAAGUUGUUUGUCCGUCGUGUCUUUAUCACCGACAAUAUCCGUGAGCUCCUCCCCGCCUGGUUGCGUUUCCUCCAGGGUGUCAUUGACUCGGACGACCUCCCAUUGAACGUGUCGCGUGAGAUUCUCCAACAACACAAGCUCAUCGGCACCAUCCGUAAGCGUGUCAUCAAGAAGUUUAUCCAAAUGGUGCAAGAGAUCUCGAACCGUGAAGACAAGGCUGAAUACCACGACUUUUUCAAAAAGUACGGCACCGCCCUCAAGUUUGGCAUCAUCGAAGAGACUGGCGAGAACAAGAACCGUCUCAUCAAGCUCCUCCAAUUCGCCUCAUCCAAGGACGACCACACCACCUUUGAAGACUAUGUAUCGCGUAUGAAGGAGGGUCAAGACCAAAUCUACUACCUCGGUGGCAAGGACAAGGAGCAACUCGCCCAGUCUCCACUCGCCGAACAAGCCCUCAAGCAAGGCUACGAGGUGCUCUACUUGGUCGACCCAGUCGACGAAUACUUGUUCUCACAAAUCAACAAGUACGGCGAGCUCCAACUCACCAAUCUUGCCCGUGAAGGUGUCAAGUUCAACAAGGAGACCAACGCCGAAGAAGCCGACUCUGAAAAGGCCGUCACCGAAGAGUACAAGCCACUCACAGACUUCCUCCAAAAGCAACUCGGAAAGCGUGUCCAAAAGGUCGUCAUCUCCAAGCUCCUCUCUGACUCGCCAUGCAUCCUCUUGUCCAACACCUGGGGUGUCACUGCCAACAUGGAGCGUAUCAUGAAGGCCCAAUCCAAUGCCGGCCAACAACAAGAAAUGGCUCCAUUCAUGAAGGCCAAGGUCAUGGAAAUCAACCCAACCCACAGUCUCAUCCGUGCCCUCCUCGCCCGUGUCAACGAGUUUGGCAACACUGAUGAAGCCGCCAAGGUCCAAGCCAACGUCCUCUACGAAACCGCCGCCAUCUCCUCUGGCUACACCAUUGAAAACCCAACUAGCUUCACCAACUGGAUCUACAAGCUCAUGGAGUUGUCCAGUGACAAAUUAUCCGAAACCAAGUACGAAACUCCAACAAAGGAGGACGAUGUCGAUUUCUCUGAACCAACUCUUCCAACUACCAAUGAAGAAGAACCAGUUGAUCCAAUCUAUGAAGAAUUUGUUAAUAAUAAUCAAGGUGGUCAUGAUGAACUCUAA
Molecule: messenger RNA, 2334 nt
Organism: Cavenderia fasciculata
Lineage: Eukaryota; Evosea; Eumycetozoa; Acytosteliales; Cavenderiaceae
Gene: grp94
Product: heat shock protein Hsp90 family protein
Exons: 4
Coding region: 1-2334 (777 amino acids)
Biological process (GO): protein folding
Molecular function (GO): ATP binding; ATP hydrolysis activity; ATP-dependent protein folding chaperone
Source: RefSeq, a predicted model, not a curated record